UCAUGAUAAAGAUUUGUUUGGUUCUUGUGAUGGUCGUGGCCAUCAAUGCAGCAACCAUGCAGGACUGUGAACGGAAAGUUUUACAGGAUCGCGUCAUAAAAAAUUACAUAGAUCAAGUCAGUAGAAGCUGGACUUUCUGCAAAGAGUUAAAGUUCGUUCGCGAUGGAUUGUUGAACUCUCCUUCUUGUCUGGGAGAGAUUAUCACUGCUCAGCGAUUAUGGCUCCUUCAGUUCAUCUACCUGGAUAACACGUUGUCGCCAAUAUGCGGCGAGCCAGUUGCCACCGAUGCCUUGAAGAAACUGGUGAAACACUCCCCUUCUUUUGAACUAUUGAAGGAGUUUCCAUCGCUUGAACAUGACCAUUCCCACGCCUGUGCCAAAGAAGUACACGUCGAGUGCCGCACACAUUACCUCGCAGACGCGAAGAAAGAAAAUUUUUGUCAAGCCCUUGAGGCGUUUGAUCGCUGCUACGAAAAAGGAGCAAAACGAUGCAAAGCAAAAAUAAUACAAGAUUAUUAUGUUAUUGUGAGAGAUGUAUCAGAAAACCUGUUGUCUGUUUACAGGAAAGAGAUACUGAUGUGUGCAAAUAAUUAAUCUAGAACUAAUGAUGGGGUUUAUGGAACGUUCUUUAGCGUUUCGAGAAUACAAUAAACAAAACU
Messenger RNA from Exaiptasia diaphana, 658 nucleotides. RefSeq lists its product as uncharacterized. Lineage: Eukaryota; Metazoa; Cnidaria; Anthozoa; Actiniaria; Aiptasiidae. The transcript has 4 exons. The coding region runs from base 3 to 593 and encodes 196 amino acids. The record is from RefSeq and is a predicted model, not a curated record.